Molecule: messenger RNA, 3303 nt
Organism: Oryzias latipes (Japanese medaka)
Lineage: Eukaryota; Metazoa; Chordata; Actinopteri; Beloniformes; Adrianichthyidae
Product: matrilin-2
Molecular function (GO): calcium ion binding
Source: RefSeq, a predicted model, not a curated record
ACUAUAUACGUAUGUUUAUGACGUUAACAGAGGAGGUCGAGGUUUUCCGCUGCGGCUCCUCACAACUCACUGCUGGGAUUAUUUCAGAAAACCUGACAUUUCUUUAAAAGCUGUCCCCUCUCAUCAGAAUGAGGUGUGUGGCCCUCAGCGUUCUCUGCCUGCUGUGGUCUAACUCCAUGCAGAUGGACAGACAUGACCCCAGAAGUGCCCCAGGGGCAAAUGACACAGCACUCCAUAGCGGUGCAGUGGAGAAUCCCUGCAAAGCCAUCCCGCUGGAUUUCGUCUUUGUCAUUGACAGCUCUAGAAGCAUCCGCUCCAACGAUUACGAGAAGGUCAAGACCUUCAUCAUUAACCUGCUGCAGUUCCUUGACAUUGGCCAUGAUGCCACCCGCGUCGGCCUGCUGCAGUACGGCAGCGUGGUUCAGCCAGAGUUCUCCCUCAACACGUACGGCAGCAGAGCGGAGGUGGAGCAGGCUGUGAAGAACAUGGAGCACCUCGCCACAGGAACCAUGACCGGUUUGGCCAUCCAGUACACCAUGGAGACGGCCUUCACUGAGGACCAUGGAGCCCGGCCUCUGAACAUGCACAUUCCACGAAUCGCUAUGAUUGUGACGGAUGGGAGACCUCAGGACACGGUGAAGGAGGUUGCAGCUGAAGCGAGAAAGGCUGGCAUCCAAAUCUUUGCUAUUGGAGUUGGCCGGGUGGACAUGAAGAUCCUGAAGACCAUAGGGAGUGAGCCUCACUCAGAGCAUGUCCACCUGGUGGCCAACUUUAGCCAGAUAGAAAGUCUGAUCUCGGUCUUCCAGUCCAAACUAUGUGGAGGGUCAGAGCUGUGCGAGGUGGUGGACCAUCAGUGUCAGCACAUCUGCAUCAACGUCCCUGGUUCAUACAGGUGCAAGUGCAGAAAGGGCUUCAGCAUCAACCCGGAUGGCAAAACAUGCCAAGCUGAAGACAUGUGCGCUGAGGUGGAUCACGGCUGUGAGCAAAUCUGUGCAAACCUGCCUGACGGCCACGAAUGCCGCUGUCGUCCAGGAUAUGAGCUCACUGUGGAUGGAAAGACUUGCAACAGGAUCGACUACUGUGACCUGGGGAUCCAUGGCUGUGAGCACAGCUGCAUCAGCCUUCCAGAGUCCUUUGUCUGUAGAUGCAUGAAGGGCUACAGCCUCAACCUGGACGGCAAGACCUGCAGCAAGAUUGAUCACUGUGCAGAUGGCAGUCACGGAUGUGAGCAGGACUUCAUGAGCACUGACGACAGCUGUGUGUGUAAAUGCAGGAAAGGAUACACACUCAGACCUGAUGGAAAGACCUGUAGAAAGAUUGAUCACUGUGCAGAUGGCAGUCACGGAUGUGAGCAGGAGUUCAUGAGCACUGACGACAGCUGUGUGUGUAAAUGCAGGAAAGGAUACACACUCAGACCUGAUGGAAAGACCUGUAGAAAGACAGACCAUUGUGCUGACGGGAAACAUGGCUGUGAGCAGGAGUCGGUCAACACAGAGAACUCCUGUGUGUGCAAAUGCAGAGGAGGAUAUUCGCUGCAACCCGAUGGAAAGAGGUGCCAGAGUGUGGACGUGUGUCAAACACUGGAGCACGGCUGUGAGCAUCAGUGUGUGGCCAACGGCAGCUCCUACAUGUGCAAAUGUUUUGAGGGAUUCAUCCUGGCUGAAGAUAAAAGGAGCUGUAAAAAACCAGAGUGUCACGAUGGAGUCAUGGAUUUGGUCUUUGUGAUCGACGGCUCCAAGAGUCUGGGUCCUGCCAAUUUCGAGUUGGUGAAGCAGUUUGUGAACAGCAUUGUGGACUCUCUGGACAUCUCCAGGACCGGGACUCAUGUAGGCCUCAUCCAGUACUCCACCAAGGUGCGCACAGAGUUCACCCUGGGUCAGUACGUUACGGGGGACAGCAUUAAGCAGGCUGUGGGUCGAAUGCAGUACAUGGGGAGGGGCUCCCGAACCGGCUCAGCCUUACGUCACAUGUUCGAGUCCAGCUUUUCAUCCAGGGAAGGAGGCAGGCCAAACACGCAGCAAGUCACCAUCGUGUUCACUGAUGGAAGGUCACAGGAUGAUGUUUCUGAAUGGGCCAGUAAAGCUAAAAGCUCAGGGAUCACAAUAUAUGCUCUGGGUAUCGGCAAAGCCAUUGAACAGGAGCUAAGAGAGAUCGCAUCAGAGCCUAAUGAGAUGUACCUCUACUAUGCUGAGAGCUUUGAGAAGAUGGGAGAAAUUACCCAAAAGCUCAAGUCCAGGAUGUGUAAAGAUAAACCAGCGGAUGAAAGCAUGUGCCAGUGUGAGAACAUGAUCAUGUUCCAGAACCAUGUCACAGAGAAGCUGAACAACCUGGUUCAGAAAAUCGAAGACAUGAAUAAGAAGCUGGAGUCUCUGGAGAAUCAGCAUUUGCAGACAUGAAGAGCUGGCAUUCUUCAAACCCCCUUUAAUCUCCAUCAGUACGCUGUGCUGAAACAAACGCUGUUACAGUGACUUGACUUCUCCUCCCACAGAUUUUGCCUUUAUGAACUAGCCAUGUACAUUUAUACAUCAUAAAUAAAAAUGGCAUGAAUUACAUGCAGUUGUGUAGAUUUCCAACCAUUUUCAGCAGAAACAUGGAGACAGACGGAAUACUUUCCAUCUUUAGAUCUGGGAUGAAUGCAUCCUAAAAUAGUUAAAUCCCUCCAGACUAAGGAAGACGAUUUGGGUUUCAUAUCUUCUAGUCCUGGCAUAUGUGUCGUUUUGGCUCAACAAUGAAGCCAAAUAACCCCAGUAAACAGUUGUGACAGACCCCUCCCACAGUAACCGUCAUAUCUGAUGACCAACGCUUCUUAAAGUCAAAUAUAAUAUUUUGUUCUUUUAAAAUGAAACUUUAUUGUUAUUUUAUUAAUUAAUUUUUGUACUUCGAAUUUAUCAAUCUGACAAAUUUCCUGACACAAAAUGGUUUAUUAAGAGACUGAUCCAUGAAAACAGGUAGUUUCAGCAAACCUUGACAAAGGUGAGAGUGACCUUCAUCAAAUUCUCUUGCACAUUUUCUUCUUCUUCUCUAAACUCAGUUGAUUUUUCAUGUUUCAUGUUUAUCCCUUGUGCUAUCUUAGAUGACCCCACCCUUACAUUGAAUAUUUUAGUUGCCUGACUGUAAACAUUGAUGUCUAUAAUGUUUUUAUGAAGGUUUAAUGUUAAACUAACUUGUUUUUCUAAAAAAAAAAAGUUUUUAGAAAAGCAAAAAUUGAUUUUGAGAAAAAAAAUCAAACUUUUCUGCUAUGAUAAACUUUAUAUUCUAUAAGUUGAAUUUGUAUUUUUAAAUAAAUAAAUGAGACAUUUGGCA